Molecule: messenger RNA, 678 nt
Organism: Paraphaeosphaeria sporulosa
Lineage: Eukaryota; Fungi; Ascomycota; Dothideomycetes; Pleosporales; Didymosphaeriaceae
Exons: 1
Coding region: 83-478 (131 amino acids)
Source: RefSeq, a predicted model, not a curated record
CGGGCGAUGUCAAGCACAUCAAAUCUUCUCCGCCGGAAUUUUUCGACGUGGAAUAUGAAUCUCCUGCGACUUCGAUUUCAGAAUGACCACUGUCGCCUCAAACAUCGUACUAGGUCUCUCAGGUCUGUUCCUGUCCUGCGUUCAAUACCUGGAAGUUUUCCUCCGCCUGCACUAUAUCGGUUUGAAACUAUCACGCUGGGGUGUAUCCAAGAGCCUUAUUGGUACCAAUCGACAUGGAUACGUAAAGGCGGCUGAGAUGGAGCUCGAAAAGCUUCGUUCAUGCCUGGAGAGCAUCAUGAGUCGCUUCGCUGAAGCUCAGAAUGAAAAGCAGAAAUUUCGAACUAAAGAUCGAAAAGAACAGCAACGCUUUGGACACUCAACGCCUGUUGAUGCUCAAAGAAGGAGACAUGCCACACACCGAGCUAGACUUCAGAAAAAUCAUCAGAGGCUACGUGACCAAGUACGCGACAAAAUAUAGAACGGUGUCAAACGGACUCGGUGGGCACUUUCGAACGAAAGGUGCUCGAGCAUCUCAUCGUGGACUUGCGAUCCGACGUCAAUGAGCUGAUUGAGCUCUUUCCUACACUGCUCCACCAGUAACCUCUAAAACACAACGGCCUCCAUGAACGAGUGGAGUAGUGAAGUGAGGUCAAGGUCUCUCGACCUGAAGUGCCGCAA